CUCCAUAAAGAAAGUUGUUUCAUUGUCAGAUUUCUAAAACUAGGGCUCUUAAGAUACUAUUGUUCUUCUAAUGCUGUUUUUGUUUUCCUUUCAUCAUCUAAGAAGGGCAGAUUUUCUUCUUGCCAUGAUACCAGCCUAAGCAGGUAUUUUUGAAGAGGAAUAUUCUUAUUUCCUGGAAGAGGAUAGUCAUUUUCUGUGUCAUUUUUCUUCUGUGAAGGGAGGGAUAAGCCUCUAUUCACUAUGUCUUAUAUAAGACUACGAGAAUUCAAGGAUCGAAAGCCUGUCCAGUAUUCCAGAUUAUGUAUUGUUCCUCAAGGAAAGUACAUCAAUGGAUAUUAUAGCGGGCAAUUGGCAAAAGUCCAUUAUGUUAAGGAAUUUCAGAGACCUCCUGGGUAUCCUGAGGACUGGAGAUCUUAUUAUCAACCGAAAAGUCCCCCAGUUCAAUUUGACCAUUUAACCCUUGCCAGGUACAUUUGUCAUCGAAGGGUGGAUCCACAACCACCCAAGGGGUGGUACAAAGAAACCACUUACCAAAGAGCCUUUUCUUUGCCAUUUUACAACUCUGAGUCGGACCAGAUUUUAGCCACACCAGUACUUAAUCCGAAGCCACUUACUUCCCUACCAAAGCUCUUAUGAUGAGAAGAAAGCUUUCGAAAGAAACAGAUCUGAAUUCUAAUAAUAAUUCCCCAGGCAGAUAGAGUAAUAUUUGGUGUUCUCAAUUAAUUUUCUGAUAAAAGACAAUAGUAGCAAAAUCAUGUCUACAGGUAUGAAUAGGAUUACUGAAUUCUAAAACAUGUAUCACACAAAGUAUUAUCUUUCACCAGCUAAUUAGACUUCAUCAUCAUGCCAAUUAAGCUGCGAUCAGGGAUUAUAUCCCAAGGAUACCAGCUAAUUUACUUUUCUGUCUCAAAAUCAGAUCACAGCUACUAUUGGCAAGCAUUCUGCUACUGGUUAUGAAAAAGAGUAAGGAUGGGUGGGAAGCAAUUCAAAGACUAUUUCUGUGGAUGUGGGCUAGUGGAUCAAGGUGUAUCAUUUUGGAAAGCAAGACAUUGAGUAAUAGUAUACUUUAUAGAUGGAUGGUGUUGGAGAUAAGAGACCCUUUGAGCUAACCCUCCCACUAAUGUCCUGAAAUAACUAUCUGCUAGGGAAGGAAACUCAGUGUAGCACUCUGAAACAUUCUAAUCUAUGUUUUUCAAAUAGAUUUUAUAAUGAUAAUUAUAACUAUGUGAGCCUUCUGCAAUUUAAUUAAAUUACACUUUCUGGUAAGCAAUUUCUCCAAAACAAAAAUUAGGUACCAAAGUAAUUUAGGUACCAAAGUCAUUUUAGCUAUCUCCAAUGACCUGGACAACAUCCAUUAUCCAAAAAAAAAAAAAAAAAAAUUAAAACCCAAAAAUUGACGCUCACUGACCAGCGCUCUUAUCCCACCUCCCAUGCUACUAGCAGCAAGACUGUAGUAACAAAUAUGUUAAUGUGUGGACAUGAUACAGGCCCACAUCACAAUCCAUUUCAACACCUGAGACCUUGGCUCCAGACUGCAGAAAUUUUCUUGGGCUUCAGAACUAGUGUGAUUACAAUUCUUCAAAAGCAAAAGUUUGAUCAGAGUCUGAAACCAGUACUACAAAAUUGUGAACUGGUAAUAAGGGAAACAGGUUCUGAACUGCUAGUGAUGAACCAAAGAAUUGAGGAACAGAAGGAGGGGGACUGGUCACCAGGAUUGAGCACUGUCAUAUAAGAUCCAUCCUCCAAGGAAAGUAUAAUUAAUGAAGACAAAAUAAGGAAGUGAUUGAUAAGGAAAACAGAUGGGGGAUCACCACCAAAGCACCAAAAAUUACAGAAAGAAAACUGAAAAAUCUUGAACAUAAACAGAUUUUUAAAAAAGGAAAAACAGUAUCAACAGAAGAAAAUAUGACCUCCAAAUUCCAUAAAUUCAAGAAUCUACAAAUGAACACUCAAAAUGAGAGAAAAUAAUACAAAUCUUGAUGAGACAAAGGACCUGAUAGAAUUUGAGGAGAAUGUGAAACCACAUCAUAUUGUUUCUAAGUGGUUUAAAAGAGAAAUGAGAUUUAUGAAAACAGAAUUAUGUUCUAAACAGUAAAAAUCAUGAGCAGAAUAGAAAAACUUGAAUCCGUGAUGGUAAGUCUCACCCAAAAAACCAAAUGAGAGAAUAAAAAUGUCAAUACACAGAAAUGGAAGAACAGCCUUUGAAGAAGCAAAAAACAGUAACAUUAAAAGAAAAUAAACAACAAGCUCACUAUGCAGGGGAAAAGCAUGGAUCUUCAGAAAAAACUCAAUGAUACAAAAAAAAAAAAAAAAAAAAA
Messenger RNA from Sarcophilus harrisii (Tasmanian devil), 2318 nucleotides. It is a transcript of the gene SPMIP3, whose product is annotated as chromosome 4 C1orf100 homolog. Lineage: Eukaryota; Metazoa; Chordata; Mammalia; Dasyuromorphia; Dasyuridae. The transcript has 6 exons. Bases 241 to 636 code for a protein of 131 amino acids. The record is from RefSeq and is a predicted model, not a curated record.